This is a messenger RNA of Neurospora hispaniola, 636 nucleotides long. RefSeq lists its product as uncharacterized. The transcript has a single exon. The coding region runs from base 1 to 636 and encodes 211 amino acids. Lineage: Eukaryota; Fungi; Ascomycota; Sordariomycetes; Sordariales; Sordariaceae. The record is from RefSeq and is a predicted model, not a curated record.
AUGGUAGAUUGGCUCGGGGGCAGCAAGUGGGAAGAAUAUUUCGCGAACGCACCGCUUGUCUUCAAGCCCCGUAUACUUGCAGAAGGCCAAGCCCUAAGCCAUACAAUCGACGACAAUGAGUGCCAACUCUGCUUCCAGGAAACCAGAAAUAGCGGCUGCAUCGUUAAAUGCAGGGUUUGCCAACGCGUUGCGCACCAGCAUUGUCACGACAUCUACCGCAUGCGCAAAGCACCAUGCGAAGAAGACACUGGAUGUCCACUGUGCUGUCCGCAAUGCCCAUGGAACCCCAUCAAUCAAGGUGAUGUCCCGUCAACAGCAACGGCGAGGAGGAAUCGAACGUUGGAAAAGAAGGUGCGCAAGCUCCAACGUCAGCUCCGUCGAAAGCCGGCCAGUCGUGUUAUGUCUUCCCUUCGUUAUGAAAGGCUGGCGAAAAAAAUUGGGAGGAAGGGUACAAAGUACAGAAGAAACAAGCUGAUCAUGGCGGUGAAGAAGGCUGUUAAGUCAGAAGAUGCGCAGACGAAACAUGAAGACAAGGCUGCUGUCCUCAAAGAGGAGAUGGAAUCCCCAGUGAAGAUCAUCAAGGUUGAGAAAACGAGGAGAUUGAAGUCUGAACCGGUGGUCAUUAGCUUGCUUUGA